AUGUCCAAUGGCCAAUUCAUACAACAGCGAUUGGAUUCAUUGAACGACAUCGAUUCCAGCAUCGUGUCCCUCUUGGGAUACAUGUCCGAUAUCUUUGACAGAUACUCCACUCCGUCAAACAACAGCGAUGAUGCCAAAGAUACCAUAGAAACCCAGACCAGACUUAUAUAUCAAACCCUCAGCGAUAUAGCAAUAAAUCUCCGAAAAGAGGUGAAGAUCAUGGAUGACAACACCGGUGUAUUCGACAAAAAUGAAGACCAGGUGAUGAUACUCCCCAUACCUGUUGAUCAGAAAAACACAGCGUUGGGAAAACGCAGGUUGAAUGAAGAGAUAGACCUUUUGACCCACCUCAUCCCACAAGAACCUACAGAGGACCAGAAGUUUAAGCCUGAACCCGAGACUGUCGAAGAAGAGUCCGUCAAGGAAGAGCCUGUUGAAGAAGAGCCUGUUGAAGAAGAGCCUGUCAAAGAAGAACAGCCAGAAGAAAAAAAUGGUGUUGAUGACACCGAUGAGCCUGACCCCAUUGUCAAACCAGAAGCCGAUGUCGAAACAUUCGGAAUCUCUGACGUCGAAAUGGAAGAGUAA
Yamadazyma tenuis ATCC 10573 is the source of this 585-nucleotide messenger RNA. RefSeq names its product Med11p (gene MED11). Gene Ontology annotation, biological process: regulation of transcription by RNA polymerase II. Gene Ontology annotation, molecular function: transcription coregulator activity. NCBI's taxonomy places the organism in Eukaryota, Fungi, Ascomycota, Pichiomycetes, Serinales, Debaryomycetaceae. Gene Ontology annotation, cellular component: mediator complex. The record is from RefSeq and is a predicted model, not a curated record.